GGUGGGUAAGCUGGCUGGACCAUCGCCACCAUGGCGGCCUCCUUGGUGGGGAAGAAGGUCGUGUUUGUCACAGGCAACGCCAAGAAACUAGAGGAGGUCAUUCAGAUUCUAGGAGAUAAGUUUCCGUGCACUUUGGUGGCUCAGAAAAUUGACCUGCCGGAGUAUCAAGGAGAGCCAGAUGAGAUUUCCAUCCAGAAGUGUCAGGAGGCAUUUCGCCAGGUUCAGGGACCUGUGCUGGUGGAGGAUACCUGUCUGUGCUUCAGUGCCCUUGGAGGACUCCCUGGCCCCUACAUAAAGUGGUUUCUGGAGAAGUUAAAGCCUGAAGGUCUCUACCAGCUCCUAGCUGGGUUUGAGGACAAGUCGGCCUACGCGCUCUGCACGUUUGCCCUUGCCACUGGGGAUCCCAGUGAACCUGUGAGGCUGUUCAGGGGCGAGACCACGGGCCAAAUCGUGAUGCCCCGAGGCUGCCGGGACUUUGGCUGGGACCCCUGCUUUCAGCCAGAUGGAUAUGAGCAGACGUACGCUGAGAUGCCCAAGGCUGAGAAGAACACCAUCUCCCAUCGCUUCCGGGCUUUGUGUGAACUGCAGAAAUACUUCAGCAGCUUGAGUCUUCCCGGAUCAGGACCCAGUGCGUCAGGCCAGGGAUCAGGCGAGGGCUAG
Messenger RNA from Elephantulus edwardii (Cape elephant shrew), 660 nucleotides. RefSeq names its product inosine triphosphatase (nucleoside triphosphate pyrophosphatase) (gene ITPA). Gene Ontology annotation, molecular function: nucleoside triphosphate diphosphatase activity. The coding region runs from base 31 to 660 and encodes 209 amino acids. The transcript is spliced from 8 exons. The record is from RefSeq and is a predicted model, not a curated record. Lineage: Eukaryota; Metazoa; Chordata; Mammalia; Macroscelidea; Macroscelididae. Gene Ontology annotation, biological process: nucleoside triphosphate catabolic process. Gene Ontology annotation, cellular component: cytoplasm.